AUGGCCCAUCCAUCUACAUCCGAGAACCUUUUGGCUCGAACAGCGGUCCACUGGGCCGAAUACCGUAUCAAUCGACAGGCUGGUCUCUCCAGGGACGGCGAUCUAUCCGAAAUUGCCCGAAACGCCUUGGAGUUUCUCACCAUGACGGAGUGCAGCUUUGUCCAUAUCAAAACCGACGUUCAGGAUGUUCUUCUUCACUGGGAUGUGUUUGGAGCCGAAGGACCGCCAGAGAUUGAAAUCUUCACAAGACGUCUUGUUCAGCAACAGCCCGAGGCCGACAAGUCCAGCUUCAUCGCAGAAAAUGCAUACACUGCAACCAAGGUGCGAUUGCAUCGGAAGCUGCGAGAGAUCAUCACGGGCGAGGAAGUCAUUUCCAACGCCACAAGCUACAUCAAAUACUGA
Messenger RNA from Exophiala oligosperma, 402 nucleotides. RefSeq lists its product as uncharacterized. The record is from RefSeq and is a predicted model, not a curated record. The transcript is spliced from 2 exons. NCBI's taxonomy places the organism in Eukaryota, Fungi, Ascomycota, Eurotiomycetes, Chaetothyriales, Herpotrichiellaceae. Bases 1 to 402 code for a protein of 133 amino acids.